GAAAAUGAAGCAAUACCCCGGCUGGAUGUUUUUCUCUAGCUUUGGGAGGAGACGGUUCUCUUAUUGAUUUCUCCUGCACUCAGCUGUGGCCGCCCCCACCCCGGCGAUCACUUUUAUUUGCACUUUUAACUAAUCUGUAUCCAGUUUGCAUCUCACCCCAUUACCUUCGGAGAUCCCCAGAUCGCAUUCCGGGGAGGCUUCAGUUGGGGGGGGGGGGGUCUCGGGGGAAUGAUGUCCGAUGACACGAGCGAGAGGCCCCCCAAGCCAGAGCCGCCCCCCGCGACCGUCUACGUCCUAGUGGAGGAUCCACGUUCGACUGACGCCCUCCAGCUGCUCAGCCUCAACUCCGUGCUCCCAGAAUCUGGUAUCGUGGCCGACAUUGACUUGGAGAAUAUCCUCUCACUGAGCAGUGACAGCUUCUACGAACUCAAGAGCCAACCCAUUGGUGUCAGCCCUCCGAGCACUCCGGCCCAAGGUCCCAGCAUGUCAUCCCGGGUGCUCCUCCGGCAGCAGCUGAUGCGGGCGCAGACGCAAGAACAGGAGCGCCGGGAGCAGCAGCAAGCGGCUCAGUUCCCUUCCGCGGCCCCUGCACCUUCCACGCCUGCCAUUUCCGUGAGCCCGCUGGCUCGCCCUGCACCUGCCCAGGUCCCUGUGGAGGUCCUGAAGGUUCAAACCCACCUGGAGAACCCCACCAAGUACCACAUCCAACAGGCGCAGCGGCAGCAGGUCAAACAGUAUCUCUCCACUGCCAUGGGCAGCAAGAUGGCAACCCAGGCUUUAGUUGGGGCUAGCCCGGGGGCACCGACAUGCUCCCCGCAGGCAGCGUCGGCUCCUGAGCCCCAACAUGGCUUGGCUCCACAGCGGGGAGUGGCAGGAGGCACUGGAAGUGCUCCUAAUAGCCCUAUGGCUAUGCUGAACAUUGGCUCCAGCUCUGAGAAAGAGAUCGAUGAUGUCAUUGAUGAGAUCAUUAGCCUGGAAUCCAGCUACAAUGAUGAAAUGCUCAACUAUGGUGGCCUACAGAUGCCCAGCACUCUGCCUGUCUCCGGAAACCUCCUGGAUGUGUACAGCAACCAAGGGAUGAUGGAGCCGGCUGUCACGGCCAGCAACUCCUGCCCCGCUGACCUGACCAAUAUCAAGAGAGAGAUGUCAGAAAAUGAAACCAAAGCGUUUCUGAAGGAAAGGCAGAAGAAAGACAACCAUAACUUAAUUGAGCGGCGGCGACGGUUCAAUAUCAAUGACCGAAUCAAAGAACUGGGGACCCUCAUCCCAAAAUCUAAUGACCCGGAGAUGCGCUGGAAUAAAGGAACUAUCCUGAAGGCCUCGGUGGAUUACAUCCGGAAGCUGCAGAAGGAGCAGCAGCGCUCGAAGGAAAUGGAGAUCCGGCAGCACAAGUUGGAACAGACCAAUCGUAGCCUGCAGCUAAGAGUGCAGGAGCUGGAACUCCACGUCCAGAUGCACGGGUUGCCUUUGACUUCCGCGCCAGGGCUGCUGACGCAGCCCUUGGGAGGUGACCUGGCGCCCUCGUUUGCAGACUCCCUGGAUCUGCCCUUCUCAGCUGAGGAUCUGGGUCUGGGUCUUGCGCUGGGAUCUGACGGAGCCCUCCAGGAUGUGCUCAUGGACGAUGGGACCACCCUCUCCCCGCUUGGCGCCUCUGAUCCGCUACUCUCCUCUGUCUCACCUGGGGCUUCCAAGGGCAGCAGCCGCCGUUCCAGUUUCAGCAUGGAGGAUGAUUCGUGAUGGCAGCACUUGGGACUUUGGUGAAGGAGGAGCUGGAUAAGGCUCCGCCCUACACUUCUUGUCCCACCCCCUACUCAGACUUUUCCUCUUCUCCUGAUCCACCUCAGCUCUUGGAGGCUCCUCCCCUCUGCUGCUACAGGCCACGCCCCUUCAGAAGUACCACUUCUUUCCCCAACAUUCCACAUUCUGAAAGAGUUUCCCCUCUGCCCAUUCACCAAGGGGGAAGGACAUGGUGGAUCUACUCUCCUCCCAUGGAAAAGUGGGCUUUUCGUACCAAAAUCCUCCCUAGAAGUAGUCGAAAUAGGGUAACCCGUCAUACAAGUGCAGGACCCUCAACCUUCUGCACCUACGCAAAGUUCAGAAACUCUGGGAAUAGUUAGUGUGUGCAUUUCUUGAAGACUGCCCUCUUCUAAACAUUAGUAGGGCGUUUCUUUAACACUGUGUGAGGAGUGUAUAGACACAAACCUUGGUUCAGUCACUCCAACCCUUGCUUUUUAUCCUUGCACCUUUGCUGUACAUAAUUUGGGGAAAUUGAGGAGGGAGGCAAAAUAAAUGGCCUCCAUUUGGAAGACUUUGCAUAGUUCCUGUUCCUCCUCUCUCUCUCUCUCUUUUUAAAAUGAGCUUUGUUUUAUAUAGAUACAGGACUUUUUUUAAUUUGUAAAUCUUGUCCUUUUACUUCUUUUAAAUUUGAGGAUUCAAGGUUUCACCAAACUGCUACUUAACAUUUGGUGAAGGCCUAACUUUUUAAAAUUAUUAUUAUUUUUGGCUCCCUCUUCCAGUACAGACCUGGCCGAAAGAAAAGUGACUGACCCUCAUGAUUUCUUUGUGGGAAAAAUAGAUGUGGGUGGAAGGAGGGGAGAGAGAAAAGUAGAGAAUUCUUUAGUGCUUGCUCAUAUGAUCACUUAAGAGUAAUGACUGCUCCAAUGGGAUUUAAUAAUCACCUUCCUGGUGUGUGUGUUUUUAAAACAUAAAUGAAGUUAUAAUCAAUGGGAUUUUUAAAGGAAUUUUUGCAUACCAAAUGGACAUUAUGAGAAAUGCAGAGCAAAUGAGAUUGUGCUGUUCAUUGACUCUACUAGUCUUUUGAAAAUAAUGGAAGCAGGCUUUUGUAUGACCUCUUCUUUGUCAGGUGCUCGAAAGGUGGUCAGGAUUGCUGCAGAGACAAUCAUUUGGGCUCCAGCCUAAGCUGUGUGUAAAUACUCUGAAACAAAAGUGGUCUCUCUGGAGGAGUUGUUUCAAAAGGUUAUGUGUCCUUUAGAACGUGGGUGGGCAACCUCUGGCCCAUGGCCCUAAUCCGGCCUGCAGAGGUUGUUCAUUGGUCUUGCUGAGGCUUUAGAACCCGUGUUGUCGGAUGAAAAAGGCUGAAAAAUAGAACAAGGGGCCUUUGUCCUUCAGGAAGUACAUCUUUGAAUGGGGGAAGAGCUACCUUAGAGUGGGCCUGAAGUACUUUUUUAACCUGCUGAAGGACUGAUGUUGGGUUUGUGAUUGGGGGAAGUAUUAUGCACAUCCAAUCAGCUUCUGAGCUGAGACCUUCUUGAGCAGGAGGCGAGAAGUUGGGUGUGGUUGAGAUUGAUGCAAACUAGACCCUGUGGCGGUGUUUCAACAUUGCCUCAUUUGUAAGAAGAGAGGAUAGAGGACAGAGCAGAUUGGAAAAAUAAGGUGAGACAAGUGGUGGCAGAUUUGUGCAAGGUAUUGGGGCUGAUUGUAGUGUUCAGGGGAUGAAAGACGGAGAAUUGCUGCCUGCCGAAAAGAAGGUACUAGUUUUCCUGUUGUGGGUUUUACACCCUCAGUGACCCAGACACCAUCUUCUGUUCUUUUACUUUGUAUGUUUAAACAUUCCCACUACCAAUACUAGAAGCUUCUAAACAAAUAAACCAGCAACCACCAUUGUCUAUA
Elgaria multicarinata webbii is the source of this 3630-nucleotide messenger RNA. It is a transcript of the gene TFE3, whose product is annotated as transcription factor binding to IGHM enhancer 3. Gene Ontology annotation, molecular function: protein dimerization activity; DNA-binding transcription factor activity, RNA polymerase II-specific; RNA polymerase II cis-regulatory region sequence-specific DNA binding. NCBI's taxonomy places the organism in Eukaryota, Metazoa, Chordata, Lepidosauria, Squamata, Anguidae. Gene Ontology annotation, biological process: humoral immune response; regulation of transcription by RNA polymerase II; regulation of osteoclast differentiation. Gene Ontology annotation, cellular component: nucleus. The record is from RefSeq and is a predicted model, not a curated record. The coding region runs from base 229 to 1737 and encodes 502 amino acids. The transcript has 10 exons.